AUGGGUUUUAGUUCCGACGAGUACUGGUAUGUUUGCUUAAGCAUACCUCCUUACUCAACUCCACGCUGGUUCAUCCUCCGCCGCCGUACUCGUGGAGAUGAUGACACCAACAAGUCUGUGAGUCGUAGGCUAAGACCGAUCCCAUCCUACCCUUAUCAGCCUCCGGAAUCAUCCUCUUUCGUGGUGCUGGAUUAUGGGAUCUAUGUAAUCGGUGGAAUCAUACACGGAAACCCCACUUCUGAUGUCUUGCUCCUCAAUUGUCUCUCUCACUCGUGGCGCCGCAUCCGGUCCAUGAGAGUAGCUCGCGCUUCCCCAGCGGCGAACGUGGUAGACGGUAAGAUUUACGUGUUCGGAGGCUGCGAGGAAGUUGAUUCCUCCAAAUGGGCAGAGGUUUUUGAUCCAAAGACUCAAACUUGGGACACUUUGCCGUUACCUGAGGAUCCGGAGAUACUCAGGAACACAAGUAGGAUGGACAAAAGUGUGGUCAUGGAAGACAAAGUUUAUGCGGUGGACGAGGAUGACCAAACCAUCUAUUACCUGCCGCGUGAAGGUAUAUGGAGAAGAGGUAAUCGGGAUUCGAAGCGGGGAAACAGAAGAGACUGGUGUGCCCUAGGGGGGCUCUUGUACUGUACAGGUACUCGCGGGAGUUUAAUGUGGUGUGAGCCAGAUGAGUUGGAUUGGAAGAAGGUAAUGGGUUUGGAUGUUUAUCACUGGUGUAAAUUUGGUUUAAAUGGCAAAUUGUGUGUUGAGAACGUUAAUACCGCGUGGAAGCUUUACUGGACCGAUUUUGGUUUCAGCAGAGUGACCAGCAACUCUCGUGGGAACAUUGUGGUCUUCUGGAAGGUGUAUCUCCCUAGAAUCGAGGAGAAGAGAUUUCCUAGUCAUCACAAGUUUCUUAUCACUGGUACUAAGAGGUUGGAGCUUUGGUGCGCUGAGAUUUCCUUAAAGAGAAACCCUGAAGGCGAGGUUUGGGGGACAAUUGAGUGGGCCCAUCUUGUCUCCAAACUUGAUCCUCACUCAUACACCGUUAAGGUUUUGUGUUCUGUUUCUCUCAAUAUCUGA
Molecule: messenger RNA, 1062 nt
Organism: Camelina sativa (false flax)
Lineage: Eukaryota; Viridiplantae; Streptophyta; Magnoliopsida; Brassicales; Brassicaceae
Source: RefSeq, a predicted model, not a curated record